Molecule: messenger RNA, 1545 nt
Organism: Entrophospora candida
Lineage: Eukaryota; Fungi; Glomeromycota; Glomeromycetes; Entrophosporales; Entrophosporaceae
Source: the annotation of a GenBank genome assembly
AUGGCAUUUUCCGGAGCUGUAAUUUUAAAAGAUCUAAACGAUUUUAUUGCACCUUCCCAAGCUUGCAUAAAACCCGUAGAGAUUAACAAAACCUCUGAAUCAAAUUCAAACGUUAUAAAAAUUGAUGGUUCAGGCGAGUAUUAUGAAGUUUCGCAGGAAGGACUUGAAACUAAACUUAAAACAGCAAGCAUAACAUUAGACGAUUGUUUAGCUUGCAGUGGAUGCAUUACUUCGGCUGAAAGUAUCCUUAUAACAAUGCAAUCUCAAGAAGAAUUAUAUAAUGUAUUUAAAGCAAAUAAACAAGCUAUGGAUGAAAAUAAAUUAGAAAAUUAUAAGACUAUAGUGGUUUCUAUUGCACCACAAUCAAGAGCUUCUAUAGCAGCAAAAUAUGGUCUAACACCAUUACAGGUGGCUAAACGUUUAACGCACUUUUUCAAGUCACUUGGAGUUCAUUAUGUAUUCGAUGUUUCGUUCUCACGAGAUUUUUCUUUGUUGGAAAGUGCACGUGAAUUUGUUCAAAGAUUUCGUGACUCUCAACAAGAAAAUCAAUCAUAUGAUAAUAACAACAAAGAAGGAUCGGCUGGGACAAGAUAUGGAAAUCAUAAUAAUAAUAACCAUUCGCAGCAACAAAAAUACAUGCCUAUGUUGGCUUCAGCAUGUCCAGGUUGGAUUUGUUAUGCUGAAAAAACUCAUGGGUUUGUUUUACCAUAUGUUAGUCAAACUAAAUCACCACAACAAAUAAUGGGUGUCUUGGUUAAAGAUUACCUGGCAAAUAAGCUUGGAAUCAGACCAAAUAAUAUUUAUCAUGUUGAUGUAAUGAUGUGUUACGAUAAAAAACUUGAGGCAUCAAGACCAGAUUUUUUUGAUGAAAAUUAUCAAACCAGAGAUGUUGAUUGUGUAAUCACAACAGGAGAAGUCGUCAAAAUGUUUGAAGAACAAAAUUUCAAUAUUUCGGAAAGUCCUGAGGCAUCAUUAGAUUCUUUUAGUAAAUUAUCAGAAGACAAUGAACAACUUUUAAGUUCUGGUGGGUCAUCAUCAGGCGGAUAUUUAGAAUUUAUUAUGAAAUAUGCGGCCAGAGAAUUAUUUGAUAUAACAGGCAUAGAUCCAGACAAAGAACAAGGUGUUGUGGUUAAAUAUGGCAGAAAUAAAGAUUUCAAAGAAGUGACACUCGAGGUUGAAGGAAAGCCAUUACUUAAAUUUGCAUCAGCAUAUGGAUUUCGUAAUAUACAAAAUCUUGUUCGUAAGGUUAAAACUGGUAAUUCACCAUAUCACUAUAUAGAAGUUAUGGCUUGUCCAUCUGGAUGUAUAAAUGGUGGUGGACAACUGAAACCGGGUGAAACAAUUCCAAUAAAAGAUUGGAUUAACAGUGUCAAUAAUAUUUAUCAUGCAAUAGCAUCAAAAUCACCAGAAGAAAAUGAUAAAAUAUUAGAAUUAUACAGUGAAUGGUUGGAAGGAUUCGACAGUUUGAAAAGUAGAAAAAUGCUUCGUACACAAUAUCAUGCAGUAGAAAAUACGUUAUUAAAUCCCUUGACUGUCAAAUGGUAA